CGUAUAUGUAUCGCAUCACUGCACUUGGCCGCAUCGGACGGAGGCAGAAACACGGCACGAUGACAAGUGCGCUGUUGUGGCUGUCCGCUGUGCUCGUCGGCAUGGUUUCGUCAUCGGAGGCGUGGCGUGCGACGCCGCCGCCGCUGCCGGUGCUGCCGAUCCCGUCGGCGGCGCAGCUCAUGUGGCAGCGCCGAGAGGUGAUCAUGUUCUUCCACUUCGGCAUGAACACGUUCACCGACUCCGAGUGGGGAACGGGGUCGGAGGACCCGGCCCUGUUCCGCCCGGCGGGCCUCAACGCCAGCCAGUGGAUGGACGCGGCGCACGCGGCGGGCGCGUCGCUCGUCAUCCUCGUCGCCAAGCACCACGACGGGUUCUGCCUCUGGCCGUCCACGUACACGGCGCACUCCGUGCGCUCCAGCCCCUGGCGCGGCGGGCGGGGCGACGUGGUGCGGGAGUUCGUCGACGCCGCGCGAGCGCGGGGAGUCGACGCCGGGCUGUACCUCUCGCCGUGGGACCGACACGACGAGAGGUACGGCCAGGAGGUCGCGUACAACGAGUACUACGAGGCCCAGCUCCACGAGCUCCUCACCGGGUAUGGGGGUGUGUCGGAGAUAUGGUUCGACGGCGCCAAGGGCAAGAACGCGACCAACAUGACGUACCACUUCCAGGAGUGGUUCCAGACGGUGAAGCAGCUGCAGACCUCCAUCAACAUCUUCUCCGACGACGGGCCCGACGUCCGGUGGGUCGGCGACGAGAUGGGGUUCGCCGGCACCACCUGCUGGUCCACCGUCAACCGCUCCAUGAUCACGAUCGGUGAGGCCGGCAUCGAGAAGUACCUGAACGAGGGUGACCCGAGGGGGGGUGACUGGGUGCCGCCGGAGUGCGACGUGUCGAUCCGGCCUGGCUGGUUCUGGCACAGGAACGAAACGGCCAAGCCGCUGAGCCAGCUGCUGGAGAUCUACUACAACUCGGUCGGCCGCAACUGCGUGCUCCUGCUCAACGCGCCGCCCAACAGCACCGGCCUGGUUGAGGACGCCGACAUCGCGCGGCUGCGCGAGUUCGGGGCCGCUGUCGCCACCAUCUUCGGCACGGACCUCGCCGCGGGCAGCGCGGCCAGGGCCAGCAGCGAGCGCGGCGUCGGGUUCGCGGCCCGCAACGUGCUCGACGGCCGCGAUGACACGUACUGGGUGCCGACUGCCGAGGACGGGCGCCGGAACGGGUACUGGAUCGAGUUGCGGCGGCCGGCCCUCGCCGCGCGGGCGCAGCCGUUCAACGUGAUCAGGAUCCAAGAGCACGUCGCGCUGGGGCAGCGGGUGGAGCGGCACGAGGUGUGCGUGGACGGCGUGGCCGUGGCCAACGGCACGACGGUGGGGCACAAGCGGCUGCACCGGCUGCCCGCCCCCGUCACCGGCGGGACGGUGAGGAUAUGGAUCACGGCGCGGCGGGGCCCUCCGCUGCUGUCAGCGGUGGGCCUCUACCUCGACCCCUACGUCGCAACGGACAAGAUGUGACGAGCGCGGGAAUGAUUGGUGUUACGUGGCCAGUCGGCGUCGCCGACCCCAAAGCGAACCACCGCGACCCGCGUCGUGCGCCACCACCA
Molecule: messenger RNA, 1600 nt
Organism: Phragmites australis (common reed)
Lineage: Eukaryota; Viridiplantae; Streptophyta; Magnoliopsida; Poales; Poaceae
Product: putative alpha-L-fucosidase 1
Exons: 3
Coding region: 6-1511 (501 amino acids)
Biological process (GO): fucose metabolic process; glycoside catabolic process
Cellular component (GO): lysosome
Molecular function (GO): alpha-L-fucosidase activity
Source: RefSeq, a predicted model, not a curated record